CACUUUCAAUAGAAGGAAAACCAAAAAGUCACAAACACAUGACAAGAGUGCAAAAAUAGAGAAAAACCUCUUCAACAAAAACACCCGUUUUUAGUUUUUACUCACACCCAAAGAACCAAUCUUUCACUAAAACAAACACUUUACAGCUUCUUUGCAGAAUGGUUAAGUCAGAGAACAAGAUCCAGAGAGAACAACCAUCAUCAUCAAAGCUAAUGAGACCAUUAUCAUCAUCAUCAUCAUCAUCAUCAAGUGACAACAACAACAAGAACAAGAAGAAGUACAAGGGAGUGAGAAUGAGAAGCUGGGGGUCAUGGGUGUCGGAGAUUAGAGCACCAAACCAAAAAACAAGAAUAUGGUUGGGAUCUUAUUCAACUGCUGAAGCAGCAGCAAGAGCCUAUGAUGCUGCACUUCUAUGCCUCAAAGGCUCCUCAGCCACCAAUCUCAACUUCCCUUCUUCAAGCUCCUUCUCACAACACUACAUCAUCCCUCAAGACACUUCCAUGAUGUCCCCAAAAUCAAUCCAAAGAGUUGCUGCUGCUGCUGCCAACAAUUUCUUGGACAACAAUGCCAUUGCUAUUAAUAAUAAUGUUACCACCCCACCUUCUCCAAUUUCUCCACAUUCUCCUCCUCUUGCUUCAACCCCUUCUUCUUCUUCAUUUGUAUCAUCACCAUCAAUGUCAUCAUCAUCUCCCUCAGACCAAAUUGAUGAUGAUGUCUCUCUUCUGACACCAUUUGGGGCUUAUACUACUGCUGUUGCUACUACUACUAUUUGUGAUCAAGAAAAUGAAUCAAUGGCUAUGAUGGAAUCAUGGUAUGGCUUGGAGGGCUUGCAAUCUCCAAAGUAUGUUGAUCAAAUGCUAAGUGGGGCAUUCUUUGACAUUGAUUCAACACAGCUGCUUGAUGAUCUGUAUGAAGAAAGUGAUAUUCGCUUGUGGAGUUUCUGCUGAGAGUGAUUCAUUAAUUUCAAGCCAAACCCAUUUUUGUUUUUUUUUGCUCACAAAUUCAUAUUCGUUUGUCAGGUGGUGUUAUAUGAAGAUAUCAAUCACUGACUGACCAAAUUAUAAUUACAUAUUCUAGGGAAGAAAUUCACAAAAGGGAUAAGACAAUUUUUGGUCUAUCCUUUGUGGAUUUCUACAUAUGUAUUAUUGAUGCAAUAUUUGUUAUGUCGAAUUUAUUAAUGGUUUUCUAUGUAUUAUUGUGUAGUUUAUAAAUGAAAGGGGGAAAAAGAUGGUUUCCAAUGUCUCA
Glycine soja is the source of this 1245-nucleotide messenger RNA. Its product is annotated as ethylene-responsive transcription factor ERF014-like. The transcript has a single exon. The record is from RefSeq and is a predicted model, not a curated record. NCBI's taxonomy places the organism in Eukaryota, Viridiplantae, Streptophyta, Magnoliopsida, Fabales, Fabaceae. Gene Ontology annotation, molecular function: DNA-binding transcription factor activity; DNA binding. Bases 159 to 947 code for a protein of 262 amino acids. Gene Ontology annotation, biological process: regulation of DNA-templated transcription.